CAUCAACAUGGAAAUUGUCCAAAGAAACGAGGCCUUCAAAAAAAUCGAUGGCAAAAUGAAAUUUUCCUACGUCCAGAUGUUUGUUCGGCAAGAUGGCAAAUUAUAUUCUGGAAAAUGGAGGAAUCGACUAGAUUCGCCCAAGACGCUGGAUGAUCUCCAGGCCGUCCAGCAAAUCCCAACCGAGGACAGGGGCCCAGAGGUGAAUCCCACUUGGUCCGCGGUGUACGUGAAAACACCAAGUCUCCUGGCGUAUGUCGAUGAGAAUCUCGAAAAACAAAUCACCCGCGAAGUUGAAACAUGCGAGACCCUUCGCAGGAAUCCCCACCCAAACAUCGCGCCCUAUUAUGGCUACACGGAGACUCAUGGUCGAGUCUCUGGGCUCUGCUUCAAGCGAUAUACAACCACGCUACUUGAGGCGGUCAAUCCUCAACGCGUGGGCAAGGUUGUGUUCCGUUCGAGUGCGCGCGAUCUAGUGAACGAGAACAUGAAAAGUGGUUUGGAGGGGAUCUUGGCCGCCAUUGAACAUCUCCACGCGCUUGGGAUCGUCCAUAACGAUAUCAACCCCGCGAACAUAAUGCUUGACGAAGACGGGACGCUGGUUCUCAUCGAUUUCGAUAGCUGUCGAUAUAUCGGGGAGUCUUUGCGCAGCACUGGAACGAAAAGAACUCACCACUGGCACGAUCCUACUGUUGAUAUCUCGCGCGAGAAAAAUGACCUUGACGCCUUCAAGGAUCUACAAGUCUGGUUGGCUGGGUCGGUGGAUGAAGACUUUCUUUUCGAAUGAAGGGCUUGUUAGGAAAACACUAGCACCGAAGGGAUCAUGUUCUACCUGUCCUGGGCGAAGCAGAGCUUUUGGAAAACCUUCUCAGUAGAAUCCUGGAUCCAUAGGGUCCAGCUAAUCAUCUCGAAACAACUAGAUCUUGAAAUCUCG
This is a messenger RNA of Aspergillus steynii IBT 23096, 931 nucleotides long. Its product is annotated as kinase-like protein. Lineage: Eukaryota; Fungi; Ascomycota; Eurotiomycetes; Eurotiales; Aspergillaceae. Gene Ontology annotation, molecular function: protein serine/threonine kinase activity; ATP binding. The record is from RefSeq and is a predicted model, not a curated record. Gene Ontology annotation, biological process: intracellular signal transduction; protein phosphorylation. Gene Ontology annotation, cellular component: cytoplasm. The coding region runs from base 8 to 784 and encodes 258 amino acids. The transcript has a single exon.